Messenger RNA from Stegastes partitus (bicolor damselfish), 6471 nucleotides. RefSeq names its product GRAM domain containing 1Bb (gene gramd1bb). The transcript has 19 exons. Gene Ontology annotation, molecular function: cholesterol binding; cholesterol transfer activity. Lineage: Eukaryota; Metazoa; Chordata; Actinopteri; Pomacentridae. Gene Ontology annotation, biological process: intracellular sterol transport. Gene Ontology annotation, cellular component: endoplasmic reticulum membrane; plasma membrane; endoplasmic reticulum-plasma membrane contact site. Bases 1 to 2370 code for a protein of 789 amino acids. The record is from RefSeq and is a predicted model, not a curated record.
AUGAUCCGCUGGGUGAACAGCUCAUUACUGGGAGUUGCCUACGAGGAUAUGGUGGUGUUUGAGUGUGUGGCGGUGGCCAACGAGGGCUGUCGCUGCCUUGAGGGCUGCUACGGCGAGGUGUUGAGGGAUUGUGUCUUUCAGCAUGGCACUGCCAGUAACUCAAACAAGAGCACACCCGCCUGCUCACCAGUCCUGCGUAAACGCUCGCGCUCUCCCACACCACAGAGCCAGGAGGGUGAGAACAUGGUGGAGAAGGGUUCAGACCACUCCUCUGACAAGUCCCCCUCCACGCCUGAGCAGGUUGUCCAGAGAACGUAUUCCCUGCAGUCAGCACGAAGCGGGGGAAAGAACUCAAAGAAGAGCCAAAGCUGGUACAACCAUGAAAGACAACACAUCCUGAGAGUGCUGAGCCCGACAUACAAGCAGCGCAAUGAGGACUUUAGGAAACUCUUCAAGCAGCUCCCUGACACAGAGAGACUCAUUGUGGACUACUCCUGUGCUCUUCAGCGGGACAUCCUCCUGCAGGGACGACUCUACCUCUCUGAGAACUGGAUCUGUUUCUAUAGCAACAUCUUCCGCUGGGAAACACUGCUGACAGUGCGACUAAAGGACAUCUGCUCGAUGACGAAAGAGAAGACCGCUCGCCUCAUUCCCAAUGCCAUCCAGGUCUGCACAGACACUGAGAAGCACUUCUUCACCUCGUUUGGAGCCCGGGACAGGACGUACAUGAUGAUGUUCAGACUGUGGCAGAAUGCGCUGCUCGAUAAGCCCUUGUGCCCCAAAGAACUGUGGCACUUUGUUCAUCAGUGCUAUGGCAACGAGCUUGGCCUAACCAGUGACGAUGAGGACUAUGUUCCCCCUGAUGAUGACUUCAACACCAUGGGGUUCAGUGAAGAGAUUCCCAAUGAAGAGAAUGAGAUCAACAAUGACAACUUGUCGAAAAGCAGCACAGAGGCCAAGCCUGAGGGGAGCCCUCCUCUACUACAUAAGAAGGUCAUCCCAAACAGCACCAUCCCCAGCCCUGGCAACCAUGACACACCCAUCACAUUUGAGCUCCCAGCAGAGGAAUAUGCAGACUGCCUACCAGACGGUGAGCUGCUGGCUGUGCCUCUGUUGGUGGAGGAGAAGAACGAGACCAGCGGGCCUGGUGGUCCUGUCCCCUCACCGUCACUGGACUUCAACGACAACGAAGACAUCCCCACUGAGCUCAGUGACUCCUCAGAAACACACGAUGAAGGUGAGGUGCAGGCCUUCCAUGAGGAUCUGAAUGGCAGGCAGUACAUCAACGAGGUCUACAAGUUCAGCGUGGACAAACUCUAUGACAUCCUCUUCACAGAGUCUCAGUUCAUGAGUGACUUUAUGGAACAGAGGCGAUUCUCAGAUGUGGUGUACCAUCCCUGGAAGAAGGAGGAGGCUGGGAACCAGACCAGAGAGAUCCUGUACACCAUCUCUCUGUCCAACCCCUUGGCCCCUAAAACAGCCACAGUCACUGAGACACAGACUCUAUACAAAGCCAGUCAGGAGAGCGAGUGCUACAUUAUCGAUGCUGAGGUCAUCACACAUGACGUUCCUUACCACGAUUACUUCUACACUCUCAACCGUUAUAUGCUCACAAGGGUCGCCAAGAACAAGUGUCGGUUACGGGUAUCAACAGAGCUGCGUUACAGGAAACAGCCGUGGGGGCUUGUGAAAGGCUUCAUAGAGAAAAACUUCUGGAGCGGACUAGAGGAGAACUUCCGCCAUCUUGAGUUGGAGUUGUCAAAGCUGGAGGAGAUACUGACAGAGUCCCACCAGCUGUCUCCAAAGGCGAAGGUGGUGAAGAACUCCUCGGUGAGGCGAAAGAAGAGGCCACUGCCCCACAUGCGCAGCCAGCAUCUGGACGAGGCCCUCAGCCCCGUUACUACACCGACCGACGAGGAGGUGAUUCAGAGGAUCAAACAAGUGGCGGGCUCCACACAGACCAGACACCAGAGUCCAGAGCACCACCACCACCUGCCCGGAGGCCUGGCUCUCUACAGCGUCUCCAAACUGCUGCUUAUCAUCAGCUUUGUCCUGGUCCUGCUGGUGUUCCUCAACAUGAUGCUUUUCUAUAAGCUGUGGAUGCUGGAGUACUCUGCGCAGUCCUUAACAACCUGGCAAGGUCUGCGGCUUCAUGAAAGCAAACUGCCUCAGACGCAGAUGGAGUGGGCCCAGCUCCUGGAGGCGCAGCAGCGUUACCAUGACGCCGAGCUGCAGAAGUGGAGGGAGAUUAUCAAGUCGUCAGUAGUGCUGCUAGACCAGAUGAAAGACUCUUUAUUGAACCUCCAGCGAGGAAUCGGUUUAAGGGACUACAGCUCAGAGACUGAGGAGAAGCGAAGUCGCUAUCACUGACACACCACCAUAAGGCCAUGAGGGCAUGCUGUGCAAUAUAGGACCUGUUUUGUUUGUGAACCACUUUGCAGGCAGCAGCAGGAAAGAGGGAGGACAGAGGAGGUGGGACCAGCGGUGAGCGGGUCCAAAGACUACAAAGAGAGGAACAGUCAUCUCCAGCGCACAGAAGUUUUAAAAAACCCCCGGAGGAGGAAAUCAUGGACAGAAAGUGCCCCUAUCGCACACAGGAACUGAGGUAUCCCCAACAUCACUGAGGCUUUGUGGGAAGGUGCGAGACUUGCCCCUUCUCUUCACCUGUGGGAUAGCUGUUUCCUUCUACUCUCUUUAUUUCCAAGUGCAUCCUACUGUAAGCCAUGUCAACCAGGAGAGUGGCAGAGAGAAAGAAGGAAAACUACUGCAUGCAUUUAGACAACCUAGCUCCCCUCAGUCAGUGUUAAUGUGGUCCAGUUCCAGUCUAUGUGUGUCAAAAAAAAAAAAGAAGAACAGAAGAAGAGGAGAUUGAGUCAAACGAAGGGGGGGGUUCCUUUCGAGUCUUAAUGGCUUUUUACACUCUCUCGACUGUUCCAACCAAUCACCCCUGAGAGGUCCUCGCUGCAGCGUCCCUUUAAUAAACCUCCAGGUGAUCAGAGAACAGUUUGGUUCCACAGAAGAAGCAUUGUAGCUGGGAGAUCAGCUUCACUGAUCAGUCCCUCUUGCCUUGUUUCAGCCUGGCCUGUAUGGUUCCCGUCAGGGCUGGUUCCCUGUCGGACCGUCACGUUGAAAUGUUUCAAAGUAGAAUUUAAAGAUUGAUAAGACCUCACCUCGUCUUUUUGACAUUAAACACAAUUUCCAUGAUCACAUGCUCCUGCCACAGUGUUCGCUACCUUACGUUGCAAUUAUUUCUCAUCCUUCUGAUGAAGCCGAAUGUAUUAGUUUGGAAAAAAGGCUGGACUUUGAUCACAACUUAUUAAUCUUCGAAGCGGGGACGCUGCAGCCAGACCCAUUGGGAGACCUGUAUUCUUACAUGUUUUAUUACUAAACUGUGAUUAUAUCUCUUUAAAGAUGUUUCAAAUUGGAAAGAAUUCUAUGAAUAUAUUUGAAAUAUAUAAAAAUAUUUCAUUAUUUAAUAUAUAUAUAUUUCAAAAUAUAUAAACAUUACCUAUAUUUAUUGUUAAUUUAUGUACAUACAGAAAUUAUCAGAGCUCUAGACCAGUUAAAGAAUUUCUAACAAAAAGUGUUUUCUUCUAAAAAUGCAUGCCAGAUAUGUCUGUGACAUGUCCAGUGUGCAAGUAUGAUUCUGCAUUUGCGCGAUUAUAUUCGCGUGUGUGCGUGCGUGUGUGUGUGUGUGUGUGUGUGUGUGUGUGUGUGUGUGUGUAUGUGUGCGUGCGAGCACACGUGUGUGCUGGAAAGUGUGACAUUUUUACCAUUCCACACAUGUAUGUUUCUUAUGGGGUUUUUUUCUUUUCUGGCUUCUGCAGCCAGACUGCCUUUUUUAAAAUGCUAAUGCGUUUGGAUGCCGCCUUGCAUUAGUCCCACCAGGGUACAGUUUACAGUCGAAGAGUUUUGUUCCAAAAUGAUGUAUCCAACAUUUGAAAAGCAAAGUUACUGCUUCUGCUUUUACUGAAUUAUUGAUUGCCUAAAUGAAUGUCACAUACUUGACACAUCCUUAGUAGAUUAAAUCCAUGGGAGGAAGUAGAUGAGAGAUCAUCAAAUUGAAUAAUGAACAGGAUGAUUUUUGCUUGUAAAUGGAUAUAUAACAUUUUGGAGAUGAACCCUUCAUCUGCCCUCUGUGAGCAAAUCUUCUGUUCAUGUCAUGACAUUAGUGGUGUGACCAGUCUUUGCUAUUAAAAAAAAAAAAAAGGAACAGUUGACAAUUUGAGAAAUGUGCUUACUUGCUAAAGGUUAGGGGAGAAGAUUGAUACCACUUUCAUGUUUAGACUAUCAAUGUGAUGCUACAGCCAACAAGCUGUCGUAUCUGGUUUUUAUGUUGAGCUCACAUCUCCUGGCCAACAGCCGGUAAGCUUAUGUUAGCAUGAGGACUAAAAACUGGGAGAGCAACCUGUUUUCAUUCUUUCUGAAUUUAGCUUUAGCUUUACACUUACCAUGCCAAUAUGAGAGCAAUCCUCUCAUCUAACUCACAGCAAAAAAGUUAAAAAGCUCAUAUCUCAAAACAUCAAUCUCUUUCUUUAGAAACAUCUACUUCAACCAAAAUUAUAAUUUCCCUUUCCCCAUUUCAAGUGUCUGUCUUGGAUGCAAUGAAAGCAUGAGAAUUAACUUUACGCAACUAAAUUGAACCAAAAGAAAGAAGUAGAAAUGUACCUUCACAAACUAUCAUGUUGUUUUAAAUGAAGUAUUUAUCAUGUAUGUCAUGUAUUAUAUAUAUACUGGAUUAGGUGCAGUAAAGAGCAUCUCUUAAGAGUUUGUCAACUGAGACCCCUUACAGCUGACAGACUUCAACAAUGGAAGCACUUCCAAAACAAGAAAAAACUUCCUUGUGUAAUAAAAAAAGAGAAAGUGAAGCACUUUAAACCCUUUUGAGGUAACGAAUGAAAGAAAGAAAAGUUGCAGCCAUUUAGUUUGGAGGUGAAUGCAAGGCUGAGGAAAUAGUUGUUUUAAUUUAUGUAUAUUUUAUAAUUUAUCAGCCACAAUGUUGAUUUUUCUCAGUUCAAUCUGGUAACUGCUCCAAAAUCGUGUUACUUUUGCCCAAAUAUAAUUGAGGUGUUUACGAAAUCUUCCAAAACACAUCCUAAACAAAGCAGCUCUGAACUAAGACUGACACGCUCUCUUGUCUGUUUUGUUGGCGAGGCAGGAACGAGUGAUUUUUAUGAGGGAAAAGGUAUCUUUACUGUGUGCCUGCAUGGCGUGUUGCUGACAUAUUGUAAACAGUAAAAAAAGCUUCCAGACUGGAUCCCUGCUGUGUGUGUGCACAUAUAUUACUUUUGAAGAAGGCACUGAGUAACGAUAACGCACGGAAACCUUAAGACAUGAAUGUGAGUGGGUAGUAGUGUUUUCUGAAGUUAGGCUUCAUAUAUAUGACGAUGCAGGAAUGUCGUGUAUAUGAAAAUGGGACUGAAAUGCUUUAACAGUUUGUUUUAAGUGGAUUUUUUUUUCUUUUUUGUCCAAAAAUGACAAAAACCUUCUCCAAGUGUUUUGAAGGAAAUGUGGUAAAUGCUUGAUCGAGGCGGUUUUACUGGCACUGAUUUUAUUCUUUUCACUGUCAAGACUGAGGAAAACAGUUUGUAUUGGCUCCAUCUGUAAAACACACUCCAUUGUCCAAAUUAGAUGCUUUAAAAAUAACUGUUGUAGCACACCUGAAUUUAUUUCCACAAAACUCCACAAUUAUGCAAAUUGGGUUUGUUGUUAGCUUCAGUUCAUGUUUCUCAUUCUGGCCAACGUGUUUAAAUUAAACGAACCUAACACCUCUUUGUUUUUUUGUUUUUUGUUUUUUUGCUUUUUGUUAGUUUGUUUCCAGUCUUUCUUUUCUAGCAUGCACUCGCACAGUUCAUCUGUGUCACAUGAAUGAUUGUAUGAUUGCUAUCGCUGCACAGCUGUGGAACCAAGGCCCCCAGAGAGUUUAGGAUGCCACCAUUUUUUUGUAACUGACAGCUGAUGGGUUGUGUGCUUUGUUGACUGUAUCCAUUGGCAUUUGCUGCGCUGUCACAGAGCAGUGCCCCCCUCCCCAUGCAACACACUACUAAGUACCAGCCUUGGUUUACGCACGAUAGGAAUCACACACGACCUCCUGAAAACAACCACUGAUCAAACUCAUAGCAAAUGCUCUUCUUCAAGUGUGUCUUGAUAAAAAUAUGUACUGCUGUAGUUCUGUUCAAAAAUAAUUCUACUGUAUGUUUUUCUUUUUUUUUUUUUUUUUUUUUAGAAAAUGUUUUGAUCUCUAGACUUUUAGUGAAAUUUAUACAUGAGAUAAAUAUACUGUAAGUAUAUGUUGUGUAUAUCUGCAGUGUGCACACACACACACACUGACAAAAGAACCCAGCCUGCGCUGCGCGUAGGUUUUGACUUGCCGAUGACUUUGCCUCAUAGAGACUGAAGAUAAAAAGUGGCUUUCUGGUUCAUGUGAAGUAGAGAUUGGAAGUAUGAAUUAAAAAAAACUGCUAAACAGAU